UCCCGGGCAGCUGCCGUGCGAGCCCGCUCGCCUCGUCUCUCCUCGCCUCUCCUGGCCUCUCCUCCUCGCCUCGCCGGGCCGCCGUGCCGAGGCGAGCCGAGCCAGCCCGGCGUCUGUGUGCAGGCGUGGGCGGGGGGGCUGCCGCAUGGGUUUCGCGAAGGCUGGGAGGGAACACAUGGGUUGGGUUUUUUUUUCCUUGGCCCGCGGUGGCUGCCCGUCCUGCCGGCCGUGGUUAUGGAUUCGCUCAUUAUUCAGGAGCGGUUAGUGGAGCGGCUGCUUUCUCCCAGGACUCAGGCGCAGCGAAGCCACCCAGCCAAGCUGAAGGACCAUGAGAAGCAGUACGUGGGCUUUGCCACUCUGCCAAACCAGGUCCACCGGAAAUCUGUGAAGAAAGGUUUCGACUUCACCCUGAUGGUUGCAGGAGAGUCGGGUCUGGGCAAAUCCACGCUGGUGAAUAGCCUGUUCCUGACAGACCUCUACAAAGACAGAAAACUCCUCAAUGCCGAGGAGAGAAUCAACCAGACAGUGGAGAUUGUCAAGCACACGGUGGACAUUGAGGAGAAGGGUGUCAAGCUGAAGCUGACCAUAGUGGACACACCAGGCUUUGGAGAUGCUGUUAACAACACUGAGUGCUGGAAGCCCAUCACUGACUACAUCGACCAGCAAUUUGAACAGUAUUUCCGCGAUGAGAGUGGCCUGAACCGUAAGAACAUCCAGGACAACCGAGUUCAUUGCUGCCUCUACUUCAUCUCGCCCUUUGGUCAUGGACUGAGGCCUGUGGAUGUUGAGUUCAUGAAAGCUCUGCAUGAGAAGGUCAACAUUGUGCCUCUCAUUGCCAAAGCUGACUGCCUGAUCCCCUCCGAGAUCCGGAAGCUAAAAGAGAGGAUCCGGGAAGAGAUCGACAAAUUUGGCAUUAAAGUGUACCAGUUUCCUGAGUGUGAAUCUGAUGAAGAUGAGGAGUUCAAGCAGCAAGACAGAGAGCUGAAGGAGAGCGCCCCCUUUGCCGUCAUCGGCAGUAACACCGUGGUGGAGGCAAAAGGCCAGCGGGUCCGAGGGCGGCUCUACCCCUGGGGCAUUGUGGAAGUGGAAAACCAGGCACACUGUGACUUUGUGAAGCUGCGGAACAUGCUGAUCCGGACACACAUGCACGACCUGAAGGACGUCACUUGUGAUGUCCACUAUGAGAACUACCGAGCUCAGUGCAUCCAGCAAAUGACCAGCAAGCUGACUCAGGACAACAGAAUAGAAAGCCCAAUUCCUAUCCUGCCUCUCCCAACACCGGACACUGAGACAGAGAAGCUGAUCAAAAUGAAGGAUGAGGAGUUACGGCGGAUGCAAGAGAUGCUGCAGAAGAUGCAGCAGCAGAUGCAGGAUCAGUGAGAGGCAGGUACCUGGAGGGCAGAGGGAAUCCCCCAGUGACCAUCUGAGGCCUGGCAAGAGCUGUGGACGUUUAGAAAAGGUUUCCUGUUGUAUAGAGACUUGUGGGAAGAGCUGUACCCGCUCCCUCUAAUUUAUUAGCAGCAUUGCUGGCUUUGUGGUCAGCUGGAUUGUGGAGGAGGCUGUUCACUUAACAGUUUACUGAUGUGUUUCUUUUUUAAUAUUUUAAUUAUUUUUUUUUAAAAGAAAAUAACCUGGCAAGUCUCUUAAGGCAUCCUAAAAAGAGAGGGGAAAAAAAAGAGAUCUCCCUAUCCCAUGUACUAAUCUCUUGAUUGGGAAUGCUCUCUUAUUUUAAGUCUUGGUUUCUCUGGUGUACAAACUUGAAGACUUUCUGUGUCAAUGCACGUAAAUGUUUACUCCCAACUGAGGUGCUGUGCCCCACUCCCUGUUCCCCUUCUCUGGGGCCAGCACAAGCAUUGUAAAGGCAGCCAUACCCUCUUGUGAGUUUGACCUGUGCUGCUCAGCCCUGGCCCUGAGAGCUGGGGCUGUGGGUUUCUCUGUGCACUGAACUGCUCAGGGGUCCUGAUAGUUCCCUGGUUUCUUGCUUGGAAUUUUCUGAGGUUUUAUUGUUUAGUUGGUUGGUUUUGAUUUUCCUGUCAAGAAACUCCAGGAUCUUUGCACUGAGCAGGAAAGGGACUGAGGUCAGUUUGAAGAAAAUUACUUCUACUGCUCUCAACUAUGUUUUUCUGGCAGAGAGGAUGAGUUGUUGACUAUUGCCUGCAAGGAGGAGAUGAUGGGAGUGAGCACCUUUCUGGCUAUGGUUUCCUCCUUUGGCAGGCCAGAGGUGUUGGUAGAGGAACCUCAGGGUGCUGCAGCAGCUGGGUGAGGAUAUCAGACUGUUCCCCACACACGUUUAAGCUCUAGUCAUCCAGCUGCAUUGUGUCUCCAGCAUCUGCUCUCUUUGAGAGCACCAUGGCAGCCAGAGUGCUUGGCUGGGACUGCUUUGAAGGGUGUAGGAACCCUGGGCAGAGGUGUGCCCUACCCUAGGCUUUCCAGUCCCACAAGUGCAUUGCUGGUUUUGAGCUUCUCCUGGGGAAGGGGCAGUUUUUGUAGGCUGGUAUCAGUGAUCUGCAGGCCACUUGUCUAGGCAGGAGUUGGGUCAGCGUGGUAGGUGCAGGAAUGUCACUGUGUGGGGCUGAGCGGACGUGGCACUGGCUCCCCUGCCCUUUCCCUGGGACUCAGCCCUUCUCCCCUGCCCCAUUCCCUUUUCCUGUCUCUCAAGCACUGGGAAGGCUGGUGGAUCUGCUGGACAGAGAUAAGAACACUCUUUGGGCAGCAGUUUCUGUCCUGUUCUUACUUCCUGGAUAUUUUUAACUUUUGACUAGCCAGAGCAGAGCCCCAGCAUGUGAUGUGCCUGACAGGGCAGGCCUCAGCAGCAACACUGCCACACUCACAGGGAAUCAGGACUGUUGGAGGGAGAAACACUUGGCUCUUCAGUCCAGGGUGUGCUGCUGUGGGCUGGGCCCUUCUGCUCCUCUGGCUUUUGGCCCAGUUCCUCUGUCCCCUUUCCCCCUUUGUAUCUGCUUCUCCAUCUCUGACUCUCCCUGGGUUGGAAGCACAGUGUUGGCCAGGAAUAACCAGGCCUUAAAUUCUGUUGUUAGAUGCUGUGUUGUCUGAUUCCCCUGUGGGGCUUUAGAACCCUGAUCAGAGCUCACCAGUGGUGAGUAUGUUGGCUGGUUCCAGUUACUCACUGUACAGAGCCUCUGCUUAGCCAAAACAUGGGCUGUAGGGGCAGGGGAGAGACCCUGGCACAGUGUGGAAGGAUAAAGUGAGGUGGAAGCCCCUUGGGAGAAAUGUGCAAGCUAGGCAAGAGCAAUGUCCAACAAUGUGGGUUGUUUUGUUUUUUCAUUCUUCCCUUUAUUUGACUCUCAAGUGACCGUGGCAGUUCUAGCCUAGGGCAGGGAAAGGUGCAGCAUGUCUUUAAUCACAUGCAGGACCAAGCUGCUUAAGGAGGAAAUGUGACCUUUAUCUGUGUGAUUGGCUUAUUUGAGCAGUGGAGUAGCCUGAAACAAGAGCUUCCUCCAGGUUUUCUGGGGCUGGUUUGCUGCUGUUCAGAGCAGGAGGACUGCUGAGUUCUCAGCUUUGUAUGUGUUAGUGUAGUGGGAAACACCUUGUGGUACCCGUCCCCUCUUUUCUUUCACUAGUCUUGUCUGUGAGGAGACUGUUCCAUUGCAAAUGAGCCCUGUCCAGCUGGAGAUGUUCCUCUUUCCAACAGAUUAAUUCCUGUAAGAUAAAGGAGACCUUUACCCUUUUGCAUGGAUGUAAAAGAGCUUUUGUCCUGGGCUGUGGUUGGAAGUUCUGUUUGCUGGUGAGAGCAUGGGGGACACUGGUCACAGGCAGGCAGGAUUGCUGAGGGUGAAUCUGCCCCAUCCCUCUGGGUGAGGAGAGCUCAGUGCACAUGGCUCCUCCAUCAAGUCCAUAGUCACAAGUCUGUCCUCUACAGAGAGCUGAAACCUUUGGCCACCAGCUGGCAAAGAGGGUUCAAAUUGCACUUAUUAAAAAAACACAGAGGAGUGAGGCACCAGAGAUGGCCUUUACAGAGGAGCAGUGGUGCUGCUGAAAUCAGGCCUCCACCUUGGAGGUUCCCAGGCCAGAGCACCAGAGUUGGGGGCUGCCUUAGAGACUGACUUUGAGGAGCACCAAGGCCUCGACUCUAUCCUGCAAGGUGGCAUCUGUUUAUUAAAGGAGGACUGUUGCACUUGAGCUGCACAGUAAGUGGAGAAGAGAUUCCUGAAGUUGGCCAUUUGGCUCUGGCAGUGAGAAGUGUGAAUAGGAAAGUAAUUUAACACCUCCCCUCACACAACCCUCCACAGCCUCAUAUGGACCCCAGUGUCCCCAGGGGACAUUCCCACACUUCUGCCAAGCUUUACCCUGCCAAGUGAGUCCCUGCAGGGGUGGUGUCCCUCCUGCAGAGCUGUCUAAGCAGCAGCUGGGGCUGUCGGUAGAACAUCUCAGACCUUGUGCCGGACUGGGAAGGGAGCCAUGGCCUGAACUCCGUAUGUGCUGCUGCUGUGCUGGUCCUGCCUGUGCAGUCCUUGCUGCCUCCCUGCAUGCCUCCCCCCAGAGAAGUAGGGGUUCCCACUCUUGGUGCUCUGAGAUGGCAUUCCCUGCUCCUCCUCACAAACCCUGCUGUGCUUUAAUGCUGGCUUGCUCCUGCCAUGCAACUUCCUCACCCCCUGCUCCAUUCCUAGGCUCUUUGUUUCCUGUUCAUCUGUUGGGUUAUUAUAUAUAUAUAUGUUUUGUAAAUUUCUGUUUGAACAUUUUGUCAUUGUGAACAAAGAAAAAUGAAACCCUUUAAAACAUAUCCAUUUUAUUAAAUGAUUAUUGUUAUUAUUAUUAAUAAUGUUUACUACCUGAAUUGAUCAGUGAAAUAAAUACAUGCAAAAUCCCAA
This is a messenger RNA of Apus apus (common swift), 4829 nucleotides long. RefSeq names its product septin 5 (gene SEPTIN5). Gene Ontology annotation, biological process: cytoskeleton-dependent cytokinesis; regulation of exocytosis. The transcript has 11 exons. Gene Ontology annotation, molecular function: GTPase activity; GTP binding; molecular adaptor activity. The record is from RefSeq and is a predicted model, not a curated record. Gene Ontology annotation, cellular component: septin ring; cell division site; septin complex. NCBI's taxonomy places the organism in Eukaryota, Metazoa, Chordata, Aves, Apodiformes, Apodidae. Bases 235 to 1380 code for a protein of 381 amino acids.